AGCGCUGCGCGCGUUGUAAAGUACAACUGCACCGUUUUUAUCGUUGAGGUGCACGUUCACGCUGAUGUUGGUGCCACGUUGGUCGGACAGUUGUUUCGGUUGAAAUCGAUACGAACAAACCCGUAUCACCUUGAUUACAGUCUUCGGGGUGUAAGGAGGAUGCAGGGAGGCAACAGAGAACCAGCCGCAGGACCAGAGACUUCCCAGUCCGAGGGCGGCCCCAGUGAAGAUGACAUGGCAGAGGGGGACCUGGGGGACGGGAUGGGCAACAGACCAGACUCCACUAUCAGAAAGAAGCUCCAGAGCCGGAGAGGUAGCAGGGGGCAUGCUGAGGAGCUGCUGCCCAGGACGGGGCUCCUGAAAAGGGGCAGCGAGGGAGGGGAGGCAGCCUUCAUCUGGACGUCCUGCAGUGGGCUGUACACAGUGUUCAGACAGGAGCUGGAGGUGGAGCAGACGUCACCGCAAUGGAGGGUCAGGGGGACAGAAUCCCUGAGCGAUCUGUCCACUGAGGAGCUGCGAGAGAGGCUACAGGAAGUGACCGAGGAGGCAGAGCUACUGCGCUGUGAGUUGGAGGUCACCAGUCGUCACCUGGAGGGAAAACACGAAGCACUGAAGAUCCUACAGAGUCAGAGUAUUCUAGACAGGGCGACCUCUCACACUAAGAUUCUACUCCAGAAGAGUGAGGAGAGGACCAAGGCUCUGGAAAAGGAAGUGAAUGGCCUGCAGUGGGAGAUCACAUAUAACCAGAUGCACUUCAAGAACUUUGAGCAGUCCUGGGAGCAGAAAUAUGUCAGAGUUUGCAGUGAGAAUAAGGCCCUGAGUGACAGCCUGGGAGACAGGAGGAGAGAGGUACAGGAGCUGAGGACAGAGAACACAGCUGUGAGUCAGCAGUGUUUGGAACUCCUAGCCAUGCUGAAUGUCCGGGAACAGAGAGCCUUCCAGGGGACCAAGCCUUCAUGCACCCAGGGGAGAGAGGAGGACCAGGGGACCAAGCCUUCAUGCACCCAAGGGAGAGAGGAGGACCAGGGGACUGUUCUGGAGUUGGCUGUGUUGGGUGCGUGCCAGUGUCCAAAUGUAAGGGAGGCCUGCCCCUGUGCCAGGAGUGCUGCUGCCAGCCGAAAACAGGUUCUCCAGCUCAGACAAGAGCUGGAGGGCCAUGGCAGGAGGAUGGAGGAGGCGUUGCUCAUGGCGGACGCAUUUCGGAUCGCCUUCGAACAGCAGCUCAGGAGGCGCAGCGAUCACUUCCUGAUUCUGGCCGAGACAGACAGGAACAAGUCCCGCCCACUAAGGCCAGAAGGCAAGGAUAAGACAGCAUCUCUCAGUGUGGCUCAGAGACUAAGAGGACUGCUGCCGUCCAGCACAGAGAUCACAGACGACCCCACAGAGACUCUGCACAAACUCCUCGACCUGCUGAGUGAUAAGGAAGAAGCUCUUGCUCACCAGAGGAAGGUUAGCUUCAUGCUAGCCCGCAACACAGAGGAACUAGAGAGACGGUUGAAGACAGACAAUAUGCUGCAGACACAGGUCACAUCACCACCACACUGUUCUUCAGAGACAGACACAUGCAAGUCCAACCAUGCAGGCACAAGCGUCUGCAGUUCCAACCAUGUCCAGGAGAGGGCAGGAGCGGACCAGUGUCGUGGUGGGGCGUUAUCAUCAGAAUCAGACACCACAGACCUCCAGCCCUCCGAGAUCCAAGAGGCUGAGACGGAAGCAUCCAACCUCCAGAUACAGGGCCUUUCUCUGGGGCAGUCACCCAUGGAGAGAGGGGGAAGAGAGGACCAUCUGGUCACCCUACUAUGAGUUGUUUGUCAUCACAAAGUGAUCCUACCUGGCCUUCUUGCUGCGGUGCCGUGCUUGAAGUGGAAUGAAACGUGUGCCAGCACUCAUUUUGGGUGCCGAUACUCAUGAUAUUUAAGUGAAAGGUAUUCAUUAUAUAUUAGAGGUAAUGUUCUGUAAGAGGUGCCGGUACUCUAGGACAAAAUUAGAUGUGCCUGCACUCCGUACCGAUGUGUACCAGCCCAAUUCAAGCACUGCCGCUGUGCAUCUGACUGAUCUUGGAACAAAUCUGGUCCUGUAUAAGUCUGGUUUUACGUCAAUAUAUCGGCCUCUGUGUAGCCAUUGUGAUUGCAUUUUAUAUGAAUAAUUCUUAGCACAUUACAAUUGAUAGAAAGUGACUGAAUGCUUUGCAUUUUGCUAAACCUCUUGCUCUGAAUAUUUCCUGAGCUCUGAUAACAUGUUUUUAUGUAUCCACUUAUAAAAUGUUAUGGUCAAAAUAUUGAAGUGGAAUUGUUUAGAGUUAUGUUGCUGUGUGUAGAAUGUCCCUGAUUACACAAUUACACAUAUAGCCUCUCCCUCCUUUCAAGCCACAGGGCGCGUUUAAGCUGUAAGGCGAAAUCAACCGGCUGUCGACGAAAGUCGAGCAGUGAAGUCGGGGAGGUGUAUCUGCGAUAGCCGAAAGUCACAAUUUAAACACAAUGCAUCACGGAUUUGAUGCUCUCAUACAUGACCCUUGACCUCUAACUGCAGUCAACUAAAUUAUCCUUGAUCUCAUGAUUUCUGUAAAGUUCAUGCAGUCGGACCAUUUUUAUCCCCAAUAAUGCAACACACUUUGAAAGUGACAUGACAAAAUUGACCCACUCGAACGAGCCCUAUGACUGUUCAAACUCAUAAAAGCAGGAUUCUUAGUUAUCAAAUCCCACAAUCCAAUGCAACCAAAACACGGACAGCUGAUUGGGGAGAUUCCUAGAUGUGAGAAGUGUGCAGGAGGGCAUGAGACAAAGGAUUGUGUAGUAUCUGUGGUGAAAGCUGUGUGUGUAUAAACUGUAGGGGUAACCAUGGUGCUGGAGAUCAGCAGUAUCUGGGGAGAGAAAGGUCAAAUGUAUCAGAGACAUAUUUCCCACAGAUCACACAAAUCAAACACUGAUAACCUCCCAUAUCUGUUAGGUGAAAAACCAGUGUGCAGUCACAGCAGCAAGAUUUGUUGUCCCGUUGCCAUGACAAAAAGGCAACCAGCAGAGCUCAAACAACUUUUUUUUUUUUACCUUUAUUUAACUAGGCAAGUCAGUUAAGAACAAAUUCUUAUUUUCAAUGACGGCCUAGGAACAGUGGGUUAACUGCCUGUUCAGGGGCAGAACAACAGAUUU
This is a messenger RNA of Oncorhynchus gorbuscha (pink salmon), 3146 nucleotides long. RefSeq names its product coiled-coil domain containing 125 (gene ccdc125). The record is from RefSeq and is a predicted model, not a curated record. The transcript is spliced from 13 exons. The coding region runs from base 160 to 1803 and encodes 547 amino acids. Lineage: Eukaryota; Metazoa; Chordata; Actinopteri; Salmoniformes; Salmonidae. Gene Ontology annotation, biological process: negative regulation of Rho protein signal transduction; negative regulation of cell motility. Gene Ontology annotation, cellular component: cytoplasm.